Messenger RNA from Drosophila erecta, 2182 nucleotides. RefSeq names its product SET and MYND domain-containing protein 4 (gene Smyd4-3). The record is from RefSeq and is a predicted model, not a curated record. Bases 123 to 2105 code for a protein of 660 amino acids. Gene Ontology annotation, molecular function: protein binding. Lineage: Eukaryota; Metazoa; Arthropoda; Insecta; Diptera; Drosophilidae. The transcript is spliced from 6 exons.
GAAUUUUCCCGAUAUACGGAUUCAGUUCAUCUGCAGUUUUCUAGCCGAGAGUACAGAAAAAUAGUUGUGAAAAAUUGGUGUUAUAAACUUGCAUAAUUUAGAGGUGAAAGUAUAUAGCCAAAAUGAAAACUCCACUUAGCCAGACGACGGGCUUCUUUGCCGAAUACUAUCUGAAGCUCAAGGAUCAGGCUGGACCCAGUUGCGAGUCGGACAUCGCCAAGUUAUCAACGUGCAAGAGCGAUGAGGAGCGCGUGGCCUAUGUGGAAAAGUUGCCCUGGGUGCAGGCGGGGGAUGCCAACCUGGUGGUGAACCAGGAGUUCGCCGGCAAGAGCGCUUCUCUGGCGGCGGAGAUCAAGGAGCGGGCCACCGCUGCAUUUAAGGCCAAGAAGUGGCUGGAGGCCAUGGUGCUCUAUACCAGGAGCUAUGUGGCUCUGCCCAGUGAAAAUGUGGCGGAGAUUCGUGUGGUUUUAGCCAAUCGCUCAGCUACCCUGUACCACAUGCAGAAAUAUCAAGAGUGCCUGAUUGAUAUAAGACGAGCCUUAGAUCUAAGUUAUCCCAAGGAUUUGAUCUAUAAGCUGUACGAACGACAGGCCCGUUGCUACUUGGCCCUUAAGGACUAUCCCCACACAAUUGAAUCAUUCAAGAAGUGCAUCACCGCCAUGGAUGACUCCACACUGGCCUCUGACAAGCGUGCCAAGCUGAACCUGGAUGCCAUGACCAUGAUUAAGAUGCUGCAAAACGAUCCACGUUCUGCCAAGCAGGAGGCCAAGCAGCAAAAGCAGAAGAUAGCUUUGGAUCAGGCCAAGCCAGUCAAGUUGGAGAAUGAGUUCGUGAGUCCACUGGUGCGCAUUGAUAGCAAUCGACAGGAGGGUCGCUUUGCCAGAGCCUCAGCAGAUGUGAAGCCUGGCGACGAGCUCCUAGUGGAGCGACCUUUUGUCUCUGUGUUGCUGGAGAAGUUUGCCAAGACCCACUGCGAGAACUGCUUCAUGAGAACUGUGGUGCCUGUGGCCUGUCCUCGAUGCGCCGAUGUGCUUUAUUGCUCGGAGCAAUGUCGGCAGGAGGCCUCUAAGAAGUACCACAAGUACGAGUGCGGCAUAGUGCCCAUUAUCUGGAGAUCGGGCGCAUCCAUUAACAACCACAUUGCUCUGAGAAUCAUUGCUAGCAAACCCUUGGAUUAUUUCCUCAAGUUGAAACCCACUAUUGACGAGGAGCUGACACCUGAACAGCUAAUCAGCCUGCCCAAGGAUGACUUCCGAAGAGUUGCCCAGCUGGAGAGGCAUCAGGGUGAGCGCCAGCCAUCUAACUUCUUUCAGCACGUCCUGAUGGCCCGCUUCCUCACCCAUUGUCUUCGGGCAGGGGGUUAUUUUGGAGCGGAGCCCAAGCCAGCUGAGGUGUCAAUCAUUUGCUCCUUGGUGCUGCGCAGUCUGCAGUUCAUUCAGUUCAACACCCACGAGGUGGCAGAGCUCCAUAAGUUUAGCUCCUCCGGGCGGGAGAAGUCGAUCUUCAUAGGUGGCGCCAUCUAUCCCACCCUGGCGCUGUUCAACCACUCUUGUGAUCCUGGCGUGGUGCGAUACUUCCGCGGCACCACCAUUCAUAUCAACAGCGUACGACCCAUCGAAGCAGGAUUGCCGAUUAAUGAGAACUACGGUCCCAUGUACACACAGGACGAACGAGCGGAGCGCCAGGCGCGUUUAAAGGAGCUCUACUGGUUCGAAUGCUCCUGCGAUGCCUGCAUUGACAAUUGGCCCAAGUUUGACGAUCUUCCUCGGGAUGUGAUUCGCUUCCGCUGCGAUGCCCCAAACAAUUGCUCUGCGAUCAUUGAAGUGCCACCCAGCUGCAACGACUUCAUGGUCAAGUGCGUGACCUGUGGCGAGAUAACCAACAUCCUGAAGGGUCUAAAGGUGAUGCAGGACACCGAGAUGAUGACGCGCACAGCCAAGAGGCUGUACGAAACGGGCGAGUACUUGAAGGCUCUGGCCAAGUUCAUUGAUCUUAUCAGGAUCAUGUAUGAAGUGCUGGCCCCUCCUUUUCCCGACUUCUGUGAGAACCAACAGCAUCUCAAGGACUGCUUCCUCAAUUUGGGCAAUGUCUAUACUUUGGACUAGUUAGGACUCUUGAGAAUUGGAUAAAACAAUGUUUGGCUUCAGACUUAAUUUGCAGAAAUAUAUAAACGAACAAUAAA